Messenger RNA from Ilyonectria robusta, 842 nucleotides. RefSeq lists its product as uncharacterized. Bases 204 to 443 code for a protein of 79 amino acids. NCBI's taxonomy places the organism in Eukaryota, Fungi, Ascomycota, Sordariomycetes, Hypocreales, Nectriaceae. The record is from RefSeq and is a predicted model, not a curated record. The transcript has 2 exons.
CGUCAAUAAAAUCAUAUUUAAUCUAUGGAAAACCGUGAAAAGCCAUUGCCUCGUCAACCACUGACCAUCUGCAUGCCCCUGAGGCCUGCGUAGGUCCCUUGACUAGAACCCAAUACCGAGGUCUCAAUUCUGCCGGUCUCACGAAGUAGCCUGCAAUAUAUUACUACUUAGUUGUUGCGCGGCAGCUGGAGAAUUGGCGUGCGAUGUUUGUUCCCUGCUCGACUCAUGUGGUCGCUCCAAGUAUAAAGCUGUCUUGCUUUGUGACUUCGGCUUUGCUAGUAUCGGUGGCCCUGACUGUGUCCGCAGCCUAUCAAGAUAAACUAGUUGAUGCAGAAACCCGAUCUUUUCAUCUAACUGAGACUAACAAGGCUGAUGUUCUCACCACUCUUGAUGAGCGGGAAAUCGAGCUACGGAAACCCGCCCAGACUCCCAGAUGCAUCUAGAAUAUUGCCUUUCGCCGAGAAUGGUAUGUUAACACCGGGUCUCUGGUAAAUGCAUAGGACUAUGAUUAAAUAACAGUGGUUCGCUCUUCAUAAAGGGGAGGCUCUUUCAUAUUAAAGCCGUGAAGCGUCUUCAGGGCUUACCGCCCGGACGCCUCAAAUUGUCUCCUUGGUGCCCAGUCUUUGAGUCAGUUUCUACUAGCUUGUUUCUUGCUGGAUAAUAUAUUGCCCUUAAACUAGUUUGGCGACUUCAUCAUGAAACACAUCCAACAGACUCGUACUAUCCACUGCACUGGCAGUUUCAUGCCGUGGCAUCGGUGGUUUGUCGAUCUCUAUGAAAAGCCCUUCAAGAGGAAUCUGGCCAAAAUAUCCAUCCGCACCCGAAAAUUCACACAUAUUUGA